AUGAUGGCUUUCGCAUCAGUGAUGAGCACCAAUCGUCAUAUGGAUCGCGGCUGUGAAAGGAAAACGAGAAUGAAGCGAUACCAGUUCAGCGUGAACGAGGAUCGCGAUCGUGAAAAGAUCGAAGCGUUUCCGACAGGCUGGGUGAAACAUCACCGUGGCGGACGAAGAGGUGAACAGCUGAUCGAUCAACGAAAGAACAGAAGCGAAGCUGAUCUUGCUGCCGGCACUAUUGCCACACUUCAUCAGAAUAAUCAUAAUAAUAGCAAUUUGCUGGCUGCUCUUGCCGUCACUCAUCUUAAAAGCUUUGAUGAUGAAAUUAAUAUACACAAUCAACGCUAUGAAUUGAAUGACCCAGCAGAUGAGCCACCAAAAAUGCCAGCGGCAGCGGUUGUGGCUCUAACGACAGCAAAUGAAUCGGGCGCUACAGCGUUUUCCAGUCCAACGGCAGUGAGACGCGAGGAAGGCGUCUUUGGGCAGUACACACCUUUGCAGCAACAGGAAAAACAACUUGGCCGUGGAAAUCACGCAAAUACCGAAUUGCUGUUACAUCGUCAAAAGCGUUAUUUGGUCUUUCCCGAAGGCAGCUCUUUUCAGAUGGUUUUUGAUCUCAUCAUCGGAAUGGUUGACUAUACGAGUUAUCUCAUUUUGGGCAUCACUUGCGCUGUCGCCUGGGAACUGCCGAGUAAACCGCCCAGUGAAUUAAUCGAAGAAUUACAUGACAAAGUAACGGAAGGCAUUUACCCCCCAAGUGGAGCGAAACCAGCAACGGAGGCAACAGCAAUGCGACGCAAUGACAGCACCGUGGUCGGCGAUGGUAUGGCCAUCAGUAAAUAUGGCGUCAACGCUGAGAGCAUCAAAUAUGUGGAUAAUUCAAAUGUGCCAGCGUACUACGAUAACUUGCUGCAGAGGCCGAUAGGCACAGCAGGAUUGCGACAACCACCACAAACGCACGAGUUGCCACCUUUUAAUGCCUUUGAAGCGGCACAUCAAACCAAACUCUUUCCUGUGCCCGCUACCAGUUACAGCGGCUACCAUAAAGAGACGCCUGGCAGCCGUGGUGGCAUUGCCAACGGUGCUUAUAGGCCGAUAAACUAUUACGCCAACAUACAAAGUGACUACAAAAACAGCAACGGCAACAACAAGUAUUACAACCCUACGCACAAAUACAGUUUUGCUGAUAAAAUUGCAAAGUCAAGUUACUAUGGUGUCAGCGACAGCUACAACAAAAACCCCUUUGGCAAUACAGCUGAGGGUGAUUCAACAGAUAAACUUCCAGUGAAUGCCGCCAAUCGGUGGCAGCAACACCAGCAGCCACAGUACAAAAAGUGGCAAUCAUGGCAGGAUUAUGACAGCAACUGGCAGUCAUAUCAGCAGCCACAGCAAAAGCAUGCGAAAUGGGCACAACAGCAACAACAAUGGCAACAGCAGCAGCAAAAAUGGUCAACUCAGUCGAAAAAUGUGCCGAAGGACAAUUGGUGGUCGCGCAACAAGCAACAAGUCACGGACAGUUGGCGCGUCAAGCAAGCCGAUGGCUUGGCCAACCGAGUGCGCUUGCCCGAUGCUCCAAUGCCAACUCGUCCACCUGUGCUGACCUACGCACCGCCUAGUACCGAUCCAAAACAAUCAGAAGCUACAUUCAGCUCGAACGCCGAAACAUUGGAAGGUCGCAGCUUUGAUGGAGCUCAACGCCGCCUCCUCACAACACACCCAAAAGCCAGAGUUUACCCAGUUUUCGGACGCCGCCGUCGUAGGCGACGCAGCGUGGCUGCAGAAUUAGAUGACUUUGAGCAUAAGCUGGAGCGCAUACACUUGCGUGAGCAACUCCGUACGCGACAAAAGCUUUAUGGCAAAAUUGAGAAACUCUAUGAAACCCGCGGUAUGAACGGCAGCGCUUGUGUGUUGCGUGCGCUUUGCGAAACUGGACAGCAGCAACAAAGCUAUGAAGAGGGCAAAGCGGAACCACAAAGUUUCAUCACGGAACUAUUGCGCGCCAUUUUCGUGUUGCCCACAACUGGUGCAAGUGCAGGAGUUGGUGCCGGCACAGUGAACUUCGAAGAGCCCGCACUACAUCCGACCGAUUUACACAUCAUUGAUCGCCCAUACAGGGAGGCGCAAGCGCAUCGCGGCAGCUGUUCGCAACUUUUUGCCAUGUGUGAGCACAGCAUCUGGGAGUGA
Molecule: messenger RNA, 2175 nt
Organism: Bactrocera tryoni
Lineage: Eukaryota; Metazoa; Arthropoda; Insecta; Diptera; Tephritidae
Exons: 6
Coding region: 1-2175 (724 amino acids)
Source: RefSeq, a predicted model, not a curated record